Puccinia graminis f. sp. tritici CRL 75-36-700-3 is the source of this 1392-nucleotide messenger RNA. RefSeq lists its product as uncharacterized. Lineage: Eukaryota; Fungi; Basidiomycota; Pucciniomycetes; Pucciniales; Pucciniaceae. The record is from RefSeq and is a predicted model, not a curated record. The transcript has 2 exons. Bases 1 to 1392 code for a protein of 463 amino acids.
AUGUCAAACGGAGCCGACGCAUCGGAGCAACGAUCGCUUGAGGAAACUCAUUCACGCACAACAACGAUGGCGUCUACAUUGAACAACAAUGGCUUUCGCCAAGCGAUGUUAAAGACUGCUCUGGAAACUAUCCCGCAGUUAACGGAAGAGAACUAUUCAAUCUGGAAAGACAAAAUGACGGCGCUGCUCGAGCUGCGGGGGGUACUCGCUUCACUAGACAAAGAAGACGAACCAGCUCUAGCAAGCGACAUCAAUGCAGAACUAAAACUGCUUCUGAUUUCGAAGAUGGACAGCGUAACUCACAACAACAUAGUUACAGCAGACAAUAGAGGCUCGGCGAAGUUACUCUGGAAAGCUAUUAAGGAUUGUUUUGCCUCUUCUCAAUCUUCAAACAGAGCUCGCAUCUUCAACAAGUUUCUAUACGUCAAAUUCAAGGAAGAAGCGAUCGAGGCUUUCGUGACGGAUACCAAGGUCUCUAUCAAAAAACUUGUCGAUGUAGGGAUCGAUCUUCCUCAAGACAUUCUCGCAUACCUGAUCUUAUUCAAGUUCCCCGACUCGUUGCAACUCUUAAAACACCAAAUCAUGCACUCCAACAAAGAAUUAACUGUCGAAUUCGUGUGCAAUCACCUCACACAAUUCAACAACAAGAACAAAGCUGAGGUCAAAGAUGCCGUGCCUUCAAAUCAAGCCGCUCUCGUGUCAACAAAACCCAAACGCUCCAAUCGCUCUAACGGAAACGAGAAGAAUUCUAGCAACUCAUCCAAUGCUACAUCAAAUAACUCCGGUCCCAAACGAUGCACUGACGGAUUUCACAACCCAAAGCAAGACGGUAACCACUCUGCCGAUUCCUGCUGGCAUCUACAUCCAGAAAAGGCACCAGAGUGGUGGCAAGAAGCUCAAGCGAAAUGGAAGGCGGAGAAGAACGUGAACUACUACAUGUCUCUGAUUACUCUGUGGAUCGAGAAUGGAGAUCCCAACUCUAAAAUUAUCCUAGACAGUGGAGCGUCAGCCCACAUCUUCAACGACAAGCGAUUCUUCGACAAACUUGAACUCAAAGACUGUGUGGCAUCCGAACCGGCAAGCAAAAUGCGACCCUCCCAAUCAAGGGAACGGGAAACUGCUGGAGCUUUAGUCGAAAAGGGAUGCAACCUCUCUGCGAACUCAGGCAGUUUCUCAGUUUCUAAAGAGAACCAAAAGCUUUUCAAAGGAAAGAUUGUAAACAAUCUAUUCAGCGUCGAUAAUCCGGAAUCAGUUGGUCAAUCGGUUGACUACUCAGCUCAUUUCACAUCCUCUUCUGAAUCCUUGAAGGACAUACAUGAAAAAUUCGGUCAUGCAUCAAUCCAGAGGAUCAAGGAAUUCAUUCCAGAUUCGAUAUCCAAGUCCGAACUGUAA